Helianthus annuus (common sunflower) is the source of this 2406-nucleotide messenger RNA. RefSeq names its product DNA replication licensing factor MCM7. Gene Ontology annotation, molecular function: ATP binding; single-stranded DNA helicase activity; single-stranded DNA binding. The coding region runs from base 130 to 2283 and encodes 717 amino acids. Gene Ontology annotation, cellular component: MCM complex; nucleus. The transcript has 15 exons. The record is from RefSeq and is a predicted model, not a curated record. Gene Ontology annotation, biological process: double-strand break repair via break-induced replication; DNA strand elongation involved in DNA replication; DNA replication. NCBI's taxonomy places the organism in Eukaryota, Viridiplantae, Streptophyta, Magnoliopsida, Asterales, Asteraceae.
ACACCAUUUAGGCGCCAAAAUCCCUCUCCAUUUUCCCGCAAUUUACACUGCACAUUUCUUCAUAGUGCCUCUGUGUUCAGUUCACCUCCCAAAUUUCCGAUUUCAGAACUGCUGAAACCCUAAGGCACAAUGGAUGUCAAUUUCAGUCAAGACAAAGAUCUGGCGACCGAUUUUCUUCAAAACUUUGUUGAUGGGAACGGCGAAGCUAAAUAUAUGAACAUCCUUCAAGAUGUCGCUAACCGUAAAAUCAAAGCGAUUCAAAUCGAUAUUGAAGACCUAUUCGAUUAUAAGGAUUUGGAUGAGGAGUUUGUGGGACGAGUGACCGAGAAUACUCGGAGAUAUGUUGACAUUUUUGCUGAUGCGAUUGAUGAGUUGAUUCCUGAGCCAACAGAGGCUCUACAGGAUGAUGAUCAUGACAUAUUGAUGACACAAAGAGCUGAGGAAGGCAAUGAGAAUGCUGAUGGCACUGAUCCGAGGCAGAGGAUGCCGCCGGAGAUUAAGCGAUUUUAUGAAGUGUACAUUCGAGCUUCUGCAAAGGGCCAGCCCUUUACUAUAAGGGAGGUUAGGGCUUCAAAUAUUGGCCAGCUUGUUAAGAUAUCUGGUAUUGUGACUCGCUGUUCGGAUGUAAAACCGUUGAUGAAGGUUGCUGUUUACACAUGUGAAGAGUGUGGUUUUGAAAUAUAUCAGGAAGUAACUGCUCGAGUGUUCAUGCCACUGUUUGAAUGUCCAUCAAAGCGUUGUAAUGUUAACCGAGCAAAAGGAAAUCUUAUUCUCCAACUCAGAGCUUCAAAGUUUUUGAAGUUUCAGGAGGCAAAACUUCAAGAACUGUCUGAACAUGUUCCGAAAGGUCACAUUCCUCGUACAAUGACUGUUCAUUUCCGAGGCGAGCUUACAAGAAAGGUAUCCCCAGGUGAUGUUGUUGAGCUAUCUGGAAUAUUUCUUCCUAUACCUUAUACUGGAUUUAGAGCAAUGCGAGCGGGUUUAGUAGCAGAUACAUAUUUGGAGGCCAUGUCAAUAUCUCAUUUCAAGAAAAAAUAUGAAGAGUACGAACUCAAAGGAGAUGAAGAAGAACAAAUUGCGCGCCUAUCUGAAGAUGGUGAUAUAUACAACAAGCUGGCCCGCUCAUUGGCCCCUGAGAUUUUUGGACAUGAAGAUAUCAAAAAAGCUCUUUUACUCCUCUUAGUGGGUGCUCCUCACCGGAAACUAAAGGAUGGGAUGAAGAUAAGAGGUGAUUUACACAUAUGUUUGAUGGGUGAUCCCGGAGUUGCAAAAAGUCAACUUUUAAAGCACAUAAUUAAUGUUGCACCAAGGGGUGUGUAUACAACUGGCAAAGGAAGCAGUGGAGUUGGUCUUACAGCAGCUGUUCAGAAGGAUCCAGUGACAAAUGAGAUGGUUUUAGAAGGGGGCGCACUGGUAUUGGCAGACAUGGGUAUUUGUGCAAUUGAUGAGUUUGAUAAGAUGGAUGAGUCUGAUCGAACAGCUAUACAUGAAGUCAUGGAACAGCAGACAGUCAGCAUUGCCAAGGCUGGAAUCACAACUUCUUUGAAUGCAAGAACCGCAGUUCUUGCUGCCGCAAAUCCAGCCUGGGGAAGAUAUGAUCUACGUAGAACUCCAGCUGAAAACAUCAACCUCCCUCCAGCACUUCUAUCAAGAUUCGAUCUUUUGUGGUUGAUCCUUGACAAAGCUGACAUGGAUAAUGAUCUUGAAAUGGCUAGACAUGUUGUUUACGUUCACCAAAAACGAGAAUCUCCAGCCCUCGGGUUUGCUCCUCUCGAAGCUUCUGUUCUUAGGGCAUAUAUUUCAGCCGCCAGAAAGUUAUCUCCAUCUGUUCCGAGAGAACUGGAGGAGUAUAUAGCUACUGCAUACUCGAGCAUCAGGCAAGAAGAAGCGAAAUCAAGCAGCCCACACUCAUACACCACUGUCAGAACUCUUCUCAGUAUUCUAAGGAUAUCGGCUGCGCUUGCGAGGCUGAGAUUCUCAGAAACCGUUGCUCAGAGUGAUGUGGACGAAGCACUUCGGCUGAUGCAAAUGUCAAAGUUUUCAUUGUACUCUGAUGAAAGGCAGCGGUCUGGUCUUGAUGCGAUCUCGGAUAUUUAUUCGAUUUUACGUGAUGAGGCAGCAAGGGCCAACAAGAUGGAUGUAAGCUAUGCACAAGCUCUAAACAGGAUUUCAAGAAUGGGGUACACUGAAGCUCAGCUGAAAGAAUGUUUAGAGGAAUAUGCAGCGUUGAACGUGUGGCAGAUUCAUCCAAACACCUUUGAUAUUCGAUUUAUCGAUGCUUGAAUUGUACUAGUCAAGUUUUAAGACUGCCAAUGAAUGAAGUAUGAGGAACCUGUUGAGACUUUUUGUGUUUAUUUAUUAAGUAGGAUAAGGUCUUAAUGGUAUUGUUUAAACCUACUUUAGUUA